AUGGUACGCAUUGAUUGGCUUCGGGCUCCCGCGGGGCUAGCGCAAAGAGUUGCGUGGCAGCGACCCGACCGUGAGCGUGAGCUGGACCUCAUGGGCAGGGUUAUUAUGUCACGCGAAUUCGCUGAGUUUCGCGUCCCCUCUCAAUGCAUCGUCAGAGAUCCUCAUUGCCUUUCGCUUCUAUCGAUUUCCCAAAACCACAACACCCAUCUUUACGCCACCUUUCCGCAUUGCAAUUUACUCUUUAUCCUUGUUAGGCGUUUUAAGCGAGCUCUCAUUCUUCUCUUUUUUCUCGGAUGCCCUUUCAGCCUGCGUCUGUCUGAAGCACAGAAUGAAUUUUCGCAACUCGUCGGUGGGAAAGCCUUCCUGAUUCGGAAUGAGGUGGAUGCGCAGACGAAGCCCAGUAUCGAAAAUCCUCCUGGAUACUGCGUUUCAUUCAACGUUGACCCACUGUUUCUCCGGUUGGGAGAAGAUGAGAGAUUCCUGCAGUUUCUCCUCACCAGUUCUGUUCACCUGGAAAUAUGGAGCGCAGAAUCCAUGAUGCUGAUUGGAACAACCUCCGUGGCGCUUAAGGUAGGAAUUAUGCCUCCCUUUUGA
Molecule: messenger RNA, 594 nt
Organism: Dibothriocephalus latus
Lineage: Eukaryota; Metazoa; Platyhelminthes; Cestoda; Diphyllobothriidea; Diphyllobothriidae
Source: the annotation of a GenBank genome assembly